Messenger RNA from Protopolystoma xenopodis, 589 nucleotides. NCBI's taxonomy places the organism in Eukaryota, Metazoa, Platyhelminthes, Monogenea, Polystomatidea, Polystomatidae. The record is from the annotation of a GenBank genome assembly.
CAAUUCUGUCGCCGAAACAAAUUUUUCGACUCUACCUGACCUUGGAGACCAGGCUGCCACUAUUGUUGGGGCUCGAACUAUGGGUCCGGAGCAGCAAUAUCAACAGUCCGACACCCAGCUUGACGGAAUUUCUGGUGCCGGAGAUUCCGGAAUUCCUUCUGCUGGUAGUGGCCUUUCUAAAUCUGCCUCCUCUGCCUCUAUCGGCCCCUCAACUUCCAUAUCUACUUCUGCUGCAGCAGCCGCUGCCCUCCAAGCCUCUGUCUCGACUUCUGGCCCUGUUUCGUCUACAGCCGCCAACGGUGGGGCUAAUGUAGUUGGUCAGACACCUGUCAGUAGACUGUUCCGAGCCGACCCCCUUGCAGAUCUUGUCCGGCAAAUGCAAGCCGGCUCCAAGCGCAAUGCCUUACUGCGUUGGUGCCAGGCUCGAGUUGCUGGUUACACUGGCGUUGAAGUGACCAACUUUUCGAGUUCAUGGAAUACUGGUCUGGCACUUUGUGCCCUCCUACAUACAUAUUUGCCACAUCGCGUACCCUGGACUGAGCUAGUCACUCCGUCUGGUCAUCCGAUCAAGUAUACAGCCUAUUUGUAG